This is a messenger RNA of Asparagus officinalis (garden asparagus), 808 nucleotides long. Its product is annotated as proline-rich receptor-like protein kinase PERK7. The transcript is spliced from 7 exons. The record is from RefSeq and is a predicted model, not a curated record. The coding region runs from base 104 to 757 and encodes 217 amino acids. Lineage: Eukaryota; Viridiplantae; Streptophyta; Magnoliopsida; Asparagales; Asparagaceae.
CAUUUCUAAACUCUCUCUCACUCAAAUCUUUCCCGCCCAUUUCCUUUCCCAAAUUCUCCCCAUUCUUUCCUCGAUCGAAACCCUAAUUUCGUGAGCUCAGCAAAUGGUGUCCUCGGAGGAGACCACGCCUCCCGCCAAAUCUCCUCCGGCAUCGAUGAUAUUGGCGCCGUCACCGGAGAUCACUCCACCGGAGGCGACGCCGCCGGAGAUCCCUCCACCGCAGGCGUCGGCACCGGAGGCGCCUCCGGAAGCUCCCUUAACCUCUGACCAACCUCCAGGAUCUCAGGCUGCAGGGUACCCAAAAGCACAGUCGGUUGAUGGGGGUAAGCUUAACUCGGGGUCUCCCAACGAGAAUGGAUCUCAGAGGGGCGAUGAGAGUGGGAACGAGGGAUCAUCCAGAUUUAGCCUGACUUGCUAUGAAAUAUUGGAUACAGAAGACGAAGGCUCAGAACCUGAGGAUCCAAAUCGAAAGAGACCCUUCAGUGAAGCAUUUGCUGGGGGGGAAAGUUCAGAUGGAAUUGCACCUAACAUCAUACCAAAUUCAGCAAAUGUGACAAACAGAACUAUUGGAGUUAAUGAAUCUCAGAGUGGUGAUGGCAAUGGGAACGAGGGCUCAUUGGAUGCAUUGGAUUAUUACUAUGCACGGGAUUAUGAGUAUGGAUAUCAGAAAGAACUUAAUGAUCUGAGAAGGCAAAUAGCCGCACUCAGGCGUGCCAAUGAUUCACUUAGGAUGGAGCUGUUAGCCCUCAUGUUUUGAUGAUGUUCUUACAACCACCAUUAUCGGUACUAAUGGCUUAUUGAGUGUAAA